Molecule: messenger RNA, 3395 nt
Organism: Micropterus salmoides (largemouth bass)
Lineage: Eukaryota; Metazoa; Chordata; Actinopteri; Centrarchiformes; Centrarchidae
Product: NACHT, LRR and PYD domains-containing protein 12-like
Biological process (GO): regulation of apoptotic process
Molecular function (GO): protein binding
Source: RefSeq, a predicted model, not a curated record
CACUUCAUUUUUGUCCUGCUUGUCGGCAGAUUCACAACUCUCCCUGUCUGCAGGAGAAUCAACGAUCAACACGACACCAGUCAGAUAACUUUAGGGUCAACGAUAUUUGCAGAUUUGACUAGAGGGCCACAAUGACAAAAGAGGUCCUCCUGAACACUCUGGAUGAACUUGGAGAAGAAGAAUUUAAGUGCUUCAAGUGGUUCCUUAAAGAUGAACGUCUGAAAGACUCUUCAACCAUCCCGAAGAACAAGCUGGAGAACGCAAAGACGUGGGACACAGUGGAUCUGAUGAUCCAGACCUACACACUUCCUGGAGCUGUGGAGGUGACCAAGCAGAUUCUAAAGAAGAGCCAAAGGAAUGAUUUGCUACAGAGUUUGUUGGACACCAGCUCGGGACCACAAGCAUUCAAAUUCUACAACUACAUUAUUCCUCUCUCUUUCAUGAAUGUCAGUCAUGUUGAAGAAACUCCACAGAACAGAGGACCUGCCUCUCAUCAGACUGAAGACAUGAUGGUUCCAAUACCAGAGCCACAACCCAUCACAUAUUACCAACACAUGCUUCAAUCACACUUUCAGGACAAGUUCAUAUGUAUACAAGAAGGAUGGAUGCAGAAGAAGGAACGUCUGGAUGAUAUCUACACAGAGCUGUACAUCACUGCUGGGGCUGACAUAAGCAUAAACACACAGCAUGAGGUCAUGCAGAUUGAGGCAGUGUUGAAGCCAGCAGAAACAGACAAACCAAUUAGACCUACUGACAUGUUCAAACCCCCCUCUGGAAAAUACAGACCCAUAAGAACAGUACUGACCAGUGGAAUCGCAGGAAUUGGCAAAACAUUUCUUGUGAGCAAGUUUGUGUUGGACUGGGCUGAAAAAAAAUCCAAUCAAGAUAUGCAUCUGAUUUUUCCCUUCACCUUCCGCCAGCUGAAUUUAUGGGCAGGGGAAAAGUUAUGUUUGACAGAACUCAUUCAUAAUUGCAUCAGGGAAACCAGAGAAAUCAAGGAAGAAGCUCUUAACUACAUCUUUGAAACUCUGCAGUCAUCAGGAAACACCAACUAUGACAAAAGUAAAUUCAAACUUCUGUUUGUUUUGGAUGGACUGGAUGAGAGCCGUCUUCAUCUGGACUUCUCUACCUGGGAAAAUCAGCCAGUAAACUUCAAUGUGACAGAUUCCACCUCAGUGGAUGUGCUACUGACAAACCUCAUCAAAAGGAACCUGCUUCCCUCUGCUCGCCUCUGGAUAACCACACGACCUGCAGCAGCCAAUCAAAUCCCUCGAGAGUUUGUCGACAGCAUGACAGAGGUUAGAGGGUUCACUGACCCACAGAAGGAGGAGUACUUCAGGAAGAGAUGCAGAGAUGAGGAGCAGGCCAGCAGAAUCAUCUCCCACAUCAAGACAUCACGAAGCCUCCACAUCAUGUGCCACAUCCCAGUCUUCUGCUGGAUCACUGCUACAGUUCUGGAGGAUGUGUUGAAGACCAGAGAGAGAGGAGAGCUGCCCAGGACCCUGACUGAGAUGUACACAGAAUUCUUGGUGUUUCAGAUUGAUCAGACAAAAAAGAAAUACGGCCCAGAAAAGUGCAUUCAGUACAUUAAGUCAUUAGCAAAACUGGCUUUCCACCAGCUGGAAAAGGGCAACCUGAUCUUCUACGAAUCAGACCUGAAAGAGAGCGGCAUUAAUGUCAGUGGAGCCUCGGUGUGCUCAGGAGUCUUCACAGAGAUCUUUAAAGAGGAACGUGGGAAGAAGAAGGAUGAAGCAGACAAGAUGUUUAGCUUUAUCCAUCUGAGUGUUCAGGAGUUUUUGGCAGCUUUGUAUGUAGAGAAGGCACUCAUUAACAAAAACAAGAAUGUCAUGUCUGAGCCAGGGCAAACCUUUGGCAAGCAUGUGCGAAUGGUUCAGCAAACAUCUGUGUCAGAGGUCCACAGGUUCGCUAUUGACAAGGCCUUGCAGAGUCCAAAUGGACACCUGGACUUGUUCCUCCGCUUCCUCAUGGGACUUUCUCUGCAGACCAAUCAGACUCUCCUACGAGACCUACUGAAAAAGAAAAGAAGCUCAGAGACCAAUCAGGAAACAAUCGAGUACAUCAAGAAGAAGAUCAGUGAGAAUCUGUCUGCAGAAAGAAGCAUCAAUCUGUUCCACUGUCUGAAUGAACUGAACGAUUGUUCUCUAGUGGAGCAGAUCCGACAGUACCUGAGUUCAGGAAGUCUCUCCACAGAUAAACUGUCUCCUGCUCAGUGGUCAGCUCUGGGCUUCAUCUUACUGUCAUCAGAAAAAUAUCUGGACGUGUUUGACUUGAAGAAAUACUCUGCUUCAGAGGUGGUUCUUCUGCGGCUGCUGCCAGUGGUCAAAGCCUCCAACAAAGCUCUGCUGAGUGGCUGUAAUCUAUCAGAGAGAAGCUGUGAAGCUCUGUCCUCAGUUCUCAGCCUCAAGUCAUCUAGUCUGAGAGCACUGGACCUGAGUAACAACAAACUGAAGGAUUCAGGAGCGAAGCUGCUCUCUGCUGGACUGGAGAGUCCACACUGCACACUGGAGACUCUCAGGCUGAGUGGCUGUAAUCUGUCAGAGAGAAGCUGUAAAGCUCUGUCCUCCGUUCUCAGCUCCCAGUCCUCUAGUCUGAGAGAGCUUGACCUGAGUAACAACGACCUACAGGAUUCAGGAGUAAAGGUGCUCUCUGCUGGACUGGAGUGCCCACACACUACACUGGAGACUCUCAGGCUGUGUGGCUGUAAUCUGUCAGAGAGAAGUUGUGAAGCUCUGUCCUCAGUUCUCAGCUCCAAGUCUUCUAGUUUGAGAGAGCUGGACAUGAGUAACAAUGACCUGCAGGAUUCAGGAGUGAAGCUGCUCUCUCCUGGACUGGAGAGUCCACAUUGUACACUGAAGACUCUCAGGCUGUGUGGCUGUAAUCUGUCAGAGAGAAGUUGUGAAGCUCUGAUGUCAGUUCUUGGCUCCCAAUCGUCUAAUCUGAGAGAGCUGGACCUGAGUAACAACCUAAUGCAGGACUCAGAAGUGAAACUGCUCUCUGCUGGACUGGAGUGUCCAGACUGUACACUGGAGACUCUCAGGUUGAGUGGCUGUAAUCUGUCAGAGAGAAGCUGUGAAGCUCUAUCCUCAGUUCUCUGCACCCCAUCCUGUAGUCUGAGAGAGCUGGACCUAAGCAACAACGACCUGCGGGAUUCAGGAGUGAAGCUGCUCUCUGUUGGACUGGGGAGUCCACACUGUGCAUUAGAGACUCUCAGGCUUUCAGGAUGUCUUAUCACAGAGGAAGGUUGUACUUCUCUGGCCUCAGCACUGAGAUCCAACCCCUUCAGUCUGAGAGAGCUGGACCUGAGCUUCAACCAUCCAGGAGACUCAGGAGUAAAGCUGCUGUCAGCUGGACUAGAUACACUCAGGUAUGAACAG